AAACAUGGGCGGAAGAGUUGAAAACGUUGGUAUACUCGCCAUGGAGUUAUACUUCCCUUCACAAUACGUAGACCAAACGGAACUGGAAAAAUUUGACGGCGCUUCCACCGGCAAGUACACAGUCGGCCUCGGGCAGCUCAAAAUGGGCUUUUGCUCUGACAGGGAAGACAUAAACUCUAUUUGUAUGACAGCUCUGCACAGACUGAUCGAGAAAAACAGCAUAAAUCUUCAUGACAUUGGCCGGCUAGAGGUUGGUACUGAGACAAUCAUUGAUAAAAGUAAGAGUGUGAAGACCUACCUCAUGACCUUGUUUGCUGAGGAAGGUGCAACUGAUAUUGAAGGUAUUGACACAACCAAUGCUUGCUAUGGAGGUACUGCAGCUCUGUUUAAUGCUGUGAACUGGGUGGAGUCAUCUUCCUGGGAUGGCAGAAAGGCGAUAGUGGUGGCAGGAGACAUUGCAGUGUACGGCAAGGGGCCAGCGAGGCCCACAGGUGGGGCAGGAGCUGUGGCCAUGCUCAUAGGGCCCAAUGCUCCCCUGGUACUUGACUGUGGUGUCCGUGCUUCAUACAUGACUCAUGCUUAUGACUUCUACAAGCCAGACUUGGCAUCAGAGUUCCCAUUUGUUGAUGGGAAGCUCUCCAUUAAAUGCUACCUCAGUGCUUUAGAUAAUUGUUACAAUUUGUAUUGUAAGAAGAUGAGGAAGAUAGAUCCUGACUUCAAAGGCUUAUUGAGCUUAGAUGGUAUGUUGUUCCACUGUCCAUACAGUAAACUAGUACAGAAGUCCCUAGCUAGAGUGUGUUUCAAUGAUUUCCUCAAUGCAUCACCAGAGCAAAGAGAAAAACAGUUUCCAGGUUUAUCCAACUUCAGUUCCCACAAAUUGGAGGAAACAUACUUUGAUAGAGAUGUAGAAAAAGCUUUCAUGACAUACAGCGAGGCUCUGUUUGAAGAGAAGACCAAGCCAUCACUGUAUAUAGCAAAGAAUGUAGGAAACAUGUACACACCAUCACUGUAUGGAGGCCUUGCUUCAUAUCUCAUCAGUAAAUCUCCUGAGCAGCUGAUUGGGAAGAAGUUUGCACUAUUUUCAUAUGGUUCAGGUCUGGCCUCAACUAUGUAUUCAAUAAAUAUUUGCAAUGACAUGAGUGUUGGUUCAAAGUUGGCAAAACUGUUGAGUUCAUUGAAUGAAACAGUUUCUUUAUUAAAUGAAAGGCAGAGUGUGGAGCCUAGCAAGUUCUCGGACAUUAUGGACAUUAGAACUAUGAACUACCACACAGCUCCUUAUCAGCCAUCGGGAUCAAUAGACAUACUGUUCCCCGGCACGUACUACCUCAUUGACAUUGAUGAACUAAGAAGACGUUUUUAUGCAAGGAAAGUUUGAAGUUGUUUUGUUAAAUUAGGUUAAUUUUGUGUGACUUGGUGCAGGAGCUAUUAGGUGUUGUCGGUUUAAAAUUUAUUAUUUGUAGAUUUAUUAGAAAUUGAGACUGUUAUCUAUCUAGUUUGCUGGUGAUAUGUUUGUGAAACAUACUGCUGUUAAGUGCUAAUUAGAUGACCUAUUCACCUGAUAACAUACAUCAGCUUCAGGAAGCUAUUUGCACUUUGAACAGUGUAUUUGCACACUGAAUCAAUAAUAUAUCUUGUACAUGUACGUUGUUGGUAUGGCAGUCAUUUAUCAUGCAUUUUGAAUACACAAUGUAAUUAUGAAAUGUGAGGAUUUGAAUUUAUUAUAUGACUAUAUUUAAAUGGUAUGUGAAGGGUAAAUUAUGGUUAUGAAGAAACAAUUUAUAAGUUAAGUUAUGAGUGUUAAAGUUCUUAAUGUACACUUUUAUAUAAAGUAAUUAUGAUUUUAAUAAAUUAUUUCCUAUUUAUAGUUUGUGCAAAGCUCAAAUAUAAUGUAAACAAUUUGCAUCACACCAAAGCUAAUAGAAACUAUUACAACAUAAGAAUUUGUUGUACCAUUUUAUAAUUUCAUAUCCAAUUAUAUUUAUUAAGUUGAUAUUUCAUAUUAGUGCAAUUAAAACGUAAUAAAAAUCGUAAAAUCCAUGAAAUGGACCAUUAUUAUAUUGCAUAUUGUCAAUAAAUGUAUUGAGAAUUUAA
Helicoverpa armigera (cotton bollworm) is the source of this 2091-nucleotide messenger RNA. RefSeq names its product hydroxymethylglutaryl-CoA synthase 1 (gene Hmg-s). NCBI's taxonomy places the organism in Eukaryota, Metazoa, Arthropoda, Insecta, Lepidoptera, Noctuidae. Gene Ontology annotation, molecular function: hydroxymethylglutaryl-CoA synthase activity. The transcript has a single exon. The record is from RefSeq and is a predicted model, not a curated record. The coding region runs from base 5 to 1375 and encodes 456 amino acids. Gene Ontology annotation, biological process: acetyl-CoA metabolic process.